Messenger RNA from Seminavis robusta, 2240 nucleotides. The record is from the annotation of a GenBank genome assembly. Lineage: Eukaryota; Bacillariophyta; Bacillariophyceae; Naviculales; Naviculaceae.
UUCAGAUUCUCUCGCUUUGGUGCCACCACUAUGCAUACCGACAAGCUAUCUACUACAGUAGAGCAGCCGCCAGCAAUGCAACCACAAGUUAGCCAGUAGCUACAAGAAACUGAAGCCAAGAAGCCCACUUUUGCAUUGUACAGGAAGGCCCGGAUACAACAUCCUCACUUUUUUCUGUUGUCCUCGAGCCAAUACUUUCAUACAUAUUGUCACAUACGGUAGGUCACAUAGAAAGAGCAACGAACGUUAGCAGCAGUAUCUAGACUAUCUAUCAUGUUCAGCACUAGCAGAUCCUCCACCGCGGUGAAUAACCAUGCCAAAGCCAAGGAUGCUCCCACGCGUCGCAUGGACCGCAACGACAAGAUGUUGCUGAGAACGUCGGAUUGGGUAGACAACUCGGAGAAGAGCUUGAGACUCGAAGACAAGGUCUCUUUGGCCGAUGCCAAAGCGGCCUUUCUCCAAGGCUUGGUGGUCUACGUGGGCAAGGUUCACUUUGCCAGGGGCACGUACGUGGGCAUUCAGCUCACGGGUCCUUCGAUUGGGCGUGGAACGUGCAAUGGUGUCUAUCAGGGAAAGAAAUACUUUGCGGAUGUUGGCAAGAACAACGGGAUCCUGGCACCCAUUAACAAGGUACACCGGCGGUUGGCCAUGAAGACGGGAGAUCCCUUGGUGGAUCGAGCGCAGCAACGAAGAGCUUCGGAAGAAGCCCGAAUGGCCGACUUGCAGUUUGUCGAUGCCCUCACCGAGUCACGUUCCUUGGCCAUGCUCCGGGAAGCAGAAGAACGUCACAACAAGAAAACCUUGGCGGGUCUCAUGGGAAUGGUCAAGGAAGAAACCCACAUUACACGUCUCAAGCAACUCCGUCUCGCCGAGCUCAUGCGCAGUCGCGGACAAGAUCCCGACUAUGUCAUUACGGCGGUCGAAGGAGAUAUCAAUGCUCCCGAUCUCAAGUACGCGUCGCGGGAUUCGCCCCUGCAGCAGUGUGAUUUGGAUCUGGCCGAGGGACUCGAGUACACCCAGCAGAACUUUUGUCUCUCUGAUCCCACAUUGCCGGACAAUCCCAUUACGUUUGCGUCCCAGUCCUUUCUCAACAUGACGGGGUACGAUCUCAAUGAGAUUCUCGGGAAAAAUUGCCGUUUCUUGCAAGGGGACGAGACGGAUCAGUAUGCCGUCUACCGCAUCCGACUCUCCAUUGAAGAAGGAUCCGAUUGCCACGUGUGCUUGACCAACUACCGCAAGGAUGGGAGCAAGUUCUACAACCGCCUCUUCAUGACGGCGCUGCGUGAUACCAAGGGCCGGAUCAAGAACUAUUUGGGAGUGCAGUGCGAAGUCAGCAAAGAAGUGGCGCUGCGUAUCAACAGUGAAGAAAAGGAAAAGUUGGAGAACCGGCUGUAUGCGGCCCGCAUGAAGGCCACCGAGGAGAUGAGCGAACACUCCACGAGCCAGCAUGGCAGCAACCCGAGGAGAAGUACCACCAGUGGUGGUGGCCUCCGGGGCAGCGCCAAUUCGACGACCAGUCGUGGUGGUGACUUGAGGGGCAGCGCCAAUUCGACUACCAGCAAUGGCAUGCCACGAGUGAGUAGUCGCGGCAGCCUGACAAGUGUUCAAAGCAGCGGAAGUUCCACUGUUCGACGUUCCAGCAGCAAGGGCAGCUUGUCCGGGCAGCCGCAGCAGCAGCAGCAGAGCACUUCGGGUAGCAGCAAUAUCCGUCGUUCCACCAGCAGGAACAGUUUGGCGGGGUAUCAGAGAACCACGAGCCGGGGUCAUCUUGCCGGUAUGGGUGGAGAGAGCGACAGCGCGAGACGAUCCACCACAAGGCGAAGGUCCGUCGGAGAGUUCGAUGUUGGCGUCGACAUUGACGAACAACAUUACUACGAGGAGCUGGAUCAUGCCCACAAGCCACCUCGUCGUCUAUCGGCUGAUUACAGCACUGCUUCACCGACUUCGGAGUCGGUUGGAUCCAUGUCGUAUGCCGAUACACUUGAUCCGGAGGCAGAUGUAACUGCAGAAGAUGUUGCUGCCUUGUAUGGAUCCUAAGCCAGUUAACUGCAAGACACACUCCUUGGCCGAUCUCUUCCUCGCUCGCAAAUUCCCUCCUCCGAUCGCCCUCGACUCGACUCACCAAGAAACACAUUCCCUCAUCACACAAACCAAUCGAACUCGUUUCGUUUCGUACACAUACAUGCACUGCACAUAUUGAAUAACAAAAUGAUAAUACAAAGCUACCAGGUACACAGCGC